AUGGCGAUUAAAGAAGAUGUGGAGGAUGGCACGCAGAAAGGAAUCAGAGAGCCACUUGUGGGGAAUCAGAACCUUGCCCAUGCAAGCAAAGGGCAUUCAUGGAUGGUUUACUUUAGUACAUUUGUUGCAGUGUGUGGAUCUUAUGAAUUCGGGACUUGUAUUGGAUAUUCAUCUCCCACUCAAGAUGCUGUCAGGAAGGAUCUCAGUCUGUCUUUGGCAGAGUACUCCUUGUUUGGCUCCAUCUUGACUUUUGGUGCGAUGGUUGGCGCAAUAACGAGUGGGCCUAUUGCUGAUUUUAUUGGACGUAAAGGGGCAAUGAGAGUGUCAAGUGCUUUCUGUGUUGCAGGGUGGCUCAUAAUUUACUUUGCUGAGGGCCCAGUGUCUUUGGACAUUGGGAGGCUAGCAACAGGAUAUGGAAUGGGAGUUUUUUCAUAUGUGGCUCCUGUCUUUGUAGCAGAAAUUGCACCACAAGAACUCCGUGGGACUCUGACUACCUUAAAUCAGUUCAUGAUUGUUUCUGCUGUCUCGGUGUCAUUCAUAAUUGGAAAUGUACUUUCAUGGAGGACUUUAGCUUUAACCGGUCUGUCUGACAUUGAAGAGAGAUAUGAUCUAAGUAGUGCUUGUAAGGCUUUGAUAGUCUCCACCUUACAAGCUAGCAUUGUGGCAUUGAGCCUCAUUCCCAUUGCUGUAUUGCUUUUGGGUCUGUUUAUCAUUCCGGAGUCUCCUAGAUGGCUGGUAAGAAAUUAUUCUACAUAUGCAUGUUUUCAUAAGAAGGCAAUAUGCAGUGGUUUGCAUAACAUGAAGAGUACUAACAAACAAUUAUGGCAGGCAAAGAGAGGACGUCGAAAAGAUUUUGAGACAGCACUGCAAAUACUUCGUGGAAAAGAUACUGAUAUUUCUGAGGAGGCAGCGGAAAUUCAGAUUGGAAUAGGUCUUAUGGUCUGCCAGCAGCUUGGGGGGAUCAAUGGUAUUUGCUUUUAUGUCAGCAGUACUUUUGAGCUUGCAGGAUUUUCUGCCACCAUCGGGACUAUAACAUAUGCUUGCCUUCAGAUUGUGGUCACAGGUCUUGGAGCAGCCUUCAUAGAUAAAGCUGGCAGGAAGCCCCUACUUCUAUUAUCCGCAUCAGGAAUGGUCGCAGGAUCAUUAUUUGCAGCAGUUGCAUUCUAUCUCAAGGUUCACGACGUGGGUGUUGCGGCUGUUCCAGCACUUGCGGUAACAGGCGUACUGGUCUACAUAGGAUCAUUUUCAAUAGGAAUGGGAGCUGUUCCAUGGGUUUUGAUGUCUGAGAUAUUUCCUGUGAAUAUUAAAGGUCUGGCAGGAAGUGUGGCCACAUUAACGAACUGGUUUGGUGCAUGGUUAUGCUCCUAUACUUUCAACUUCCUCAUGAGCUGGAGCUCCUAUGGUACCUUCAUUCUUUAUGCGGCAAUUAAUGCACUGGCUAUAUUAUUUAUAAUUGUUAUGGUGCCGGAAACGAAGGGUAAAAGCUUGGAACAAUUACAAGCAGCCAUUAAUUCAUAA
Sphenostylis stenocarpa is the source of this 1518-nucleotide messenger RNA. Lineage: Eukaryota; Viridiplantae; Streptophyta; Magnoliopsida; Fabales; Fabaceae. The record is from the annotation of a GenBank genome assembly.